Molecule: messenger RNA, 2139 nt
Organism: Ailuropoda melanoleuca (giant panda)
Lineage: Eukaryota; Metazoa; Chordata; Mammalia; Carnivora; Ursidae
Gene: SAG
Product: S-antigen visual arrestin
Exons: 17
Coding region: 791-2014 (407 amino acids)
Biological process (GO): G protein-coupled receptor internalization; signal transduction
Cellular component (GO): photoreceptor outer segment; photoreceptor inner segment
Molecular function (GO): G protein-coupled receptor binding
Source: RefSeq, a predicted model, not a curated record
CCUCCACUACCACUGCCUGUAAACCAGCAUUCUAGUUUCACGCCACAUGUAAGUCUUAACUCGGCAAAGGGUCUCGUGAAUCUCUGCAUCUGUCCUGCUGAGCGCCCAGCGCACUCAACCAGACUCCUACCCUCGGCUCCACAUUGCAGGCAGUGCGAGCACCUGGUUCCCCGCUGGAGCCUUUGUCCGUAGGAUUGAUGAGGAUCCAUACCUGUCUCCUGCUUGUCUCCGGUCUCUCUGCUGAAGGGGUAUGAAUUACCUCACAGGGGAGUGAUUCGUUCACGGAGACCCUGUCUCUAGUAGCCUUGUGCUAGGACAAAUCCUGAUCUCCCGGAGUCCCCCCUCCCCUCCGACCUCUGUCCCUUCCCUUAUGACUGUUUUACCAAGGGGCCAGCCAAACAUCUGCUUAGCACAGAUCCUGGGGGCAGGAUUCUGUUGUGUACUGAAGUCUUGAGGCACCCAGAAGUCUCCAGAAGGCCGAAAGAGCCCUUUGCAGUCACUUUCAAGAAGGUCCAGCACAAAAGGACGUUGUUGAAACUGGAUCAGUGUCCAUUUUUUCCACACUCUUCUGAUCUUGUAGCAAGCAGCUGGUCCACCUGAGGAAGAGCGCGGGCCCUUGUCUGAGCUCGGGCUGCCAGCACAGAACACCACACACCGGGCAGCUCUGACGACAGGUGCUUCUUUCUCCCGCUUCUGGAGGCUGGAAGUCCGAGGUCAAGGCGCCAACGAGCCCGCUGACACCUGACGCACACCCCGAGGUGGAGGAAGCCAGCUGCCAGCAACACGUACCAUGGCAGCCAGCACGAAGAGCAGCAAGUCUGCACCAAACCAUGUGAUCUUCAAGAAGAUCUCCCGGGACAAGUCGGUGACCAUCUAUCUGGGGAAGAGAGACUAUAUAGACCAUGUUGAACAAGUAGAGCCUGUGGAUGGUGUCGUGUUGGUGGAUCCUGAACUUGUGAAGGGAAAGAAAGUGUACGUGUCCCUGACCUGCGCCUUCCGCUACGGCCAGGAGGACAUUGACGUGAUUGGCCUGCGCUUCCGCCGGGAUCUGUACUUCACUCAGGCCCAGGUGUUCCCACCUGUGGAGGCCGCUGGGGCCCCCACGAAACUGCAGGAGAGCCUGAUGAAGAAGCUGGGGGGCAACACGUACCCCUUCCUGCUCACGUUUCCUGAUUACUUACCCUGUUCAGUGAUGCUGCAGCCAGCUCCGCAAGACAUGGGGAAGUGCUGUGGGGUCGACUUUGAGGUCAAAGCAUUUGCCAGGGACAGCGCAGAAGACGAAGGGGACAAAGUGCCCAAGAAGAGCUCCGUGCGUUUACUGAUCCGGAAAGUACAGCAUGCGCCAGCGAAGAUGGGUCCCCAGCCCCGAGCUGAGGCUGCCUGGCAGUUCUUCAUGUCCGACAAGCCCUUGCACCUGGCUGUCUCCCUCAGCAAAGAGAUCUAUUUCCAUGGGGAGCCCAUUUCGGUGACCAUUACCGUGACCAAUAACACAGAGAAGACAGUGAAGAAGAUUAAAGCAUUAGUGGAACAGGUGGCCAACGUGGUUCUCUACUCGAGUGAUUAUUACACCAAGCCGGUGGCCCAGGAGGAAACACAAGAAAAAGUGCCACCAAACAGCACUCUGACCACGACGCUGACCCUGGUGCCCUUGUUGGCCAACAACCGUGAAAGAAGGGGCAUCGCCCUGGAUGGGAAGAUCAAGCACGAGGACACGAACCUCGCCUCCAGCACCAUAAUAAAGGAGGGCAUAGACCGGACUGUCCUGGGCAUCCUGGUGUCUUACCAUAUCAAGGUGAAGCUCACGGUGUCAGGCUUUCUGGGAGAGCUCACCUCCAGUGAAGUGGCCACUGAGGUGCCUUUCCGCCUCAUGCACCCCCAGCCCGAGGACCCAGCUACAGCAAAGGAAAGUUUUCAGGAUGAAAAUUUGGUUUUCGAGGAGUUUGCUCGCCAAAAUCUGAAAGACUCGGGAGACACUGAGGACGGGAAGAAAGACCGGGAGGCCGGGGAUGAGUGAAGAAGGCGCUGGGAAGCGGGGUAGUUCACAGCACGAUGAGCCGCGCUCCACAGUUAGCCCUUUAGUUACGCUAAAUACCAAAGUGUGAGUCUUCCUCACAGAAAUAAAGUUCGUUGUGCUGCGAU